Messenger RNA from Neohortaea acidophila, 579 nucleotides. Its product is annotated as proteasome component PUP3. The record is from RefSeq and is a predicted model, not a curated record. The transcript is spliced from 2 exons. NCBI's taxonomy places the organism in Eukaryota, Fungi, Ascomycota, Dothideomycetes, Mycosphaerellales, Teratosphaeriaceae. Bases 1 to 579 code for a protein of 192 amino acids. Gene Ontology annotation, biological process: proteasome-mediated ubiquitin-dependent protein catabolic process. Gene Ontology annotation, cellular component: proteasome core complex, beta-subunit complex; proteasome core complex.
AUGGUAGGCAAAGACUGCGUCGCCAUCGCCUGUGACCUACGCCUCGGCCUGCAAGCCCUGACCGUCAGCAACGACUUCCCCAAAAUCUUCCCCUACGCCCCGCAAUGCUAUCUCGGCCUGACCGGCCUGGCCACCGACGUCAGCACCGUCUCCGAGCUGCUGCGCUACAAAGUCAACAUGUACCGCCUGCGCGAGGAGCGCGACAUCAGCCCGCAGACGUUUGCGAAUCUCGUCAGCAGUAGUCUGUACGAGCGGCGCUUUGGGCCGUGGUUUGUCAGUCCCGUUGUUGCGGGCAUCAAUCAGACCACUGGUGUGCCUUUCAUCUGCGGCUUCGACAGCAUCGGCUGCAUCGACUUCGCCAAAGACUUCAUCGUCUCCGGCACCGCCUCGGACCAACUCUUCGGUACCUGCGAAGGCCUGUGGGAGCCCAACCUCGCGCCCGACGAGCUCUUCGAAACCAUCUCGCAAGCCCUCCUCAACGCCGUCGAUCGAGACGCCCUCUCCGGCUGGGGUGCACACGUCUACAUCAUCGAGAAGGACAAGGUGACGAAGCGGUUAUUGAAGGGCAGGCAAGACUGA